CAUGCGCACCCAAUGUAAUAUGCGCGCAGCCGUGCACAAGCUGUGAUGCUUGUUACUAUGGCAACAAGUUACAACCUCCCACCUCACUGCCUCUGCUUUCUCGCGCACAUCCGUCGCCACCGUCAACAUCUCGCACGGUUCCGCGCGACCCACUGCUCCUCCCCACCACCGCCACGCGGCUUUGAUAACAGCAUCCCUCUGUCAACAGGAUAUUUCCUGAGACGGAAAUACGACGGGGGAAGGAAAAUGGCGCUCAUCCCAUCUCAGAUCCUAAGAGUAGCGAUACUCCUGUCUUAUUUUUCCAUCCUCUGCAAUUACAAAGCCAUAGACAUGCCCGCGCAUCAAACAUACGGCGGUAGCUGGAAGUUUCUAACGUUCAUAGAUUUGGUCAUUCAGGCUGUGUUCUUCGGAGUCUGCGUCUUGACUGAUCUCUCCAGCCUGUUAACAAAAGGCAGCGCAAGUAUGGAGCAAGAGAGACAACUGAAGAAGCUCAUUGGACUGCGGGACUGGAUGAUGGCUGUUCUGGCCUUUCCUGUUGGUGUGUUUGUGGUGACUAUGUUCUGGGCUCUGUACCUGUACGACAGAGAUCUGGUUUACCCAAGACUUCUCGACAACUUUAUACCUCAGUGGCUAAACCAUGGCAUGCACACGACGGUCCUUCCUUUCAUCAUUAUUGAGAUGAGAACAACACACCAUCGAUAUCCCAGCAGGUCCUGUGGACUCUUGGCGGUGUGCACGUUUGCGGUGGGAUAUGUUGUAUGGAUGUGCUGGGUACACAGCGUGACGGGGGUGUGGGUAUAUCCUCUGCUGGAGUACAUUGGGCAGACGGCCAGAGUUCUCUUCUUUAUCUGUCUCACGGCUCUGAUCAGCGUCUACUACAUCUUGGGAGAGAUUCUAAACAACUACAUCUGGGAUUCCUCAAAGAGCUCCCUGGAAUCAGACAAAGUCAAAACAGAAUGAAGUUCAUCGUGACGUGAACGCCGCCAUAGAAGUUACCCAGUUUCUUUUCUCUUCAUUUAAAUCUAGAUCAGUUUGACUCCGGAGUUCAAAUCAAUACGAUUGGUGCCAACAUUUGCAUUCUUAAAUUUUCUUUUGGUCCCUUGAGACGUUUAUCUCAUCCUCAUUACCGCCAUUGAACUUUUAAGCACAGACCUGUAUCGGCAUGAAAGUUAAACCCAAUAUUUGAUGUAUAUAAUUUACGGUAUGAAUGUUACAGUAUUUCAGAACACCUCAAGUACUGUACGAGCACUGAAUGAUAUUUACUGUACUCCAAGGCCAGUAUCACAAACAAUCACAUACAACCGGUAUCAGGAAUUGUUCAUUAACCCCGUGAAACAAAUAAGCAACAGGUGUAUAUCCACGACUAUAGCAUAUGUCAGCUGAGAAUGAGCACAAGAUCACUUGUUUGGAUGGGCUGUUGAUCAAACUGUUGGAAACGAUUCACGUGAUCUGAGGGCAGGCUUUUGUUGAGCAGAUGCAUUGCAUGAAAUCCAAAUUUUAUUUUCUUGGGUUUAUCUCAAAGGGAUGUUUUUUUUCUAGGGCUGUCAAACGAUUAAUCGUGAUUAUUCACAUCCAGAACAAAAGUUUUCUUUAACACAUAAUGAAUCUUUGUGUACUGUGGAUGUUAAUUUUCUAUUUAUAAACAGAAAAACAUACACAUACAUUUAGCAAAUAUUUAUUUAGAUUUUCCAAAAUUUUAAAACUAUAUACAAACAUAUCUUAAUUUUAUAUUUUUCUUAAAUAUGUGCAUGUAUGUGUUUAAUAAUACAAAAUGAUUAUGCGAUCUAUGCACAGUACACAGACAUAUAUUAUGUGAACACAAACUUUUAUUCUGGAUGCAAUAAUCGCAAUUAAUGGUUUGACAGCCCUAAUUUCUUCAUAUCAUACGGAUAUGAGUGUAGUCCUGUUUAUUUAAGUUUCUUCACUGAUGUGUUUUUUUUGUUAUUUUGUUAAUA
Triplophysa dalaica is the source of this 1955-nucleotide messenger RNA. It is a transcript of the gene aig1, whose product is annotated as androgen-induced 1 (H. sapiens). The record is from RefSeq and is a predicted model, not a curated record. The coding region runs from base 46 to 960 and encodes 304 amino acids. NCBI's taxonomy places the organism in Eukaryota, Metazoa, Chordata, Actinopteri, Cypriniformes, Nemacheilidae. Gene Ontology annotation, cellular component: membrane; endomembrane system. The transcript is spliced from 6 exons.